Molecule: messenger RNA, 1509 nt
Organism: Leptopilina heterotoma
Lineage: Eukaryota; Metazoa; Arthropoda; Insecta; Hymenoptera; Figitidae
Gene: Pka-R1
Product: cAMP-dependent protein kinase type I regulatory subunit
Exons: 5
Coding region: 253-1371 (372 amino acids)
Biological process (GO): regulation of protein phosphorylation
Cellular component (GO): cAMP-dependent protein kinase complex
Molecular function (GO): cAMP-dependent protein kinase regulator activity
Source: RefSeq, a predicted model, not a curated record
CGCUACAUAUGUCAAAGUAUUUGGUUACUAUUAAAAGCGUAGUAUGUACACUCGUAACACGUCACACACGAAACAAUUUAUCUGAUCGCAAUGAUAUUGCAGCGUAUAAAAAUUUUUAAACUUCGAACGUUGUUAUUCAUUUGAAAAUUGUUUUAACUGUAGAUGAGAAAUUUUUCUAAGGCGAAUCGAAACAUAACAAGUGCUGCGAAUUGUGAAGACCUGGAUUGAAUUUUUUUUCUGAUAUAUAACAACAUGGCGGCGAAUCUAGAGGAAGAGCAAAGUUUACGUGAGUGCGAGGACUACGUGCAGAGACAUAAUAUUCAGCAAGUUCUCAAAGACUGUAUUGUACAACUUUGUGUCGGCAAACCUGAAAAUCCAAUUUCAUUUUUACGGGAAUAUUUUCAAAGACUCGAGAGGGAACAAGCUCACGAUGCAAAGCAGCAAAUUGCCACAAGUCCGGAAGACACAGAGGAUAUGCCGGCGGGUCAACAAGGUCCUCAGGUGCCGAGAAGAAGAGGAGGAAUUUCCGCUGAACCAGUUUCUGAAGAGGAUGCCACGAACUAUGUCAAAAAAGUUGUGCCUAAAGAUUAUAAGACCAUGAAUGCUUUAAGCAAGGCAAUUGGAAAAAAUGUAUUGUUCGCUCAUCUCGAUGAAAAGGAACGUUCCGAUAUUUUCGAUGCAAUGUUCCCUGUUUUAUUUUCGCCAAAGGAAACAAUCAUUCGACAAGGAGAUGAAGGCGACAACUUUUACGUGAUAGAUCAAGGGGAAGUGGAAGUUUUCGUGAAUGGCGAAUUGGUAACGACUAUUGGCGAGGGAGGAAGUUUUGGAGAAUUGGCUCUGAUUUAUGGAACACCACGAGCAGCGACUGUCAGAGCGAAAACUGACGUUAAACUUUGGGGAAUCGAUAGGGAUUCGUAUCGAAGAAUUCUAAUGGGUUCUACUAUUAGAAAACGGAAAUUAUACGAAGAAUUCCUCUCACGAGUUUCCAUUUUAGAAUCUCUUGACAAGUGGGAAAGAUUAACGGUAGCAGAUGCUUUGGAACCGGUGACAUUUGAAGAUGGAGAAACGAUAGUCCGGCAAGGUGAGCCCGGUGAAGAUUUUUACAUCAUUGUCGAUGGUACGGCUGUUGUUCUCCAACAACGUUCAGAAGGCGAGGAACCUGCAGAAGUUGGUCGACUCGGACCUUCAGAUUAUUUUGGCGAAAUAGCAUUGCUGCUGGACAGACCAAGAGCGGCGACGGUCGUCGCUCGUGGACCUUUGAAAUGCGUGAAAUUGGACAGAGCACGAUUCGAAAGGGUCUUGGGCCCUUGUGCGGAUAUUUUGAAACGCAACAUCACUCAGUACAACAGCUUCGUAUCACUCUCUGUAUAAUCAAUUCACAGCCACACCUCUACAGAACUAUAUUUCACUAUAUUGUUAUAAUUUUUUAUUUAAUAUUUUAAUAAUUAUUGUAUUACGUUAGCUAUUAAUAUAUACAUAUUGCAUUAGAACUUCUGUAAUAAAGAAAAU